CAAGGCUUUGAUCACAGCGAGAUUGAAGUUUUUCAGGAGUUGUGAAAGUCUCCUCGCUCCUGCUGACCAGCCAAUGCUUUCCAUGGGUCUUGCAACUUCUCAUCAAUUGCCUGCUAUCCACGCCUCAAGGCGCUUCAAAACAAGCCCGAUUCCAACUCUUGUGCUGGUUACCACUCUUGUGGUGCUUGCUGCGUUUCACGGUCAAGCGAACGCCGCAAAAACUAGCAACAGGAGCAGCAGCAGCAACAGCAGCAGCAGUGGAGAGGGAGGGGGUGGGGGGGUGGUGUGGGAGUUGGAGGAAGGGCGAGUCGUGAAUCCUGGUUUCACAAAGUCCAGGACGACAGAUAACCCCGAGUGGCUCGCCAACCUGCAAGCCGGAUUGUUCAUCAACUGCGGAGGACCCAACGUGACCACCCUCUGGUUCGCCGACAGCACUGCCAUCACUUGGACCUCCGAUGCCCCUCUCAUGACCCUCGGCGCGCCCUUCACUAUCACUCCUGCUGCUGCUGGCAACCGGAGCAACAGCAGCAACAGCAGCAGCUCAGCGCCCUUGAUGGGCAUACGGCCGUUGGCAGGAGUGCAGCGGAACGGGAGUAGUGCUGCAGGGAAUGGUACCAGUGGAAGGAGCAACGGCUCGAUUGUUGACUUUAUUGUCAGCACUUUCAACAGCACUGCCGCCAACGGCACUGCAACCAACGGCACUGCAACCAACGGCACUGCAACCAACGGCACUGCAACCAACGGCACUGCAACCAACGGCACAGCAACCAACGGCCUCACAACCAACAGCACCACAAGCACCAGCUCUCCACCCACCGCUGCUCCAUCCCGCACACCUUCCAGCAUACCUAUACCCUCCCCCAAGAACAACACCACCACGACACCUUCAGACACCAUCCCAAUCACCCCUCCCUCAACCGAAGCCAAAACCCUCCUCACCUUCUCCGACCCCUCUCUAGCCCUCAUGGCGCCCGUAUUCGAAUCCGCCAGGGCGUUCAACGCGCGGGAUGGACUCACUCUCUGGUACUCUCUCCCUGUGCCCGAACCUGCCUACUACGUGGUGCGGCUGUACUUUGCAGAGCUUGUGAACCGAGUGCCAGGAGCAAGGCGGUUCAAUGUGAGCGUGGAGGGAACCGAGGUGCUGCCUGCGUUUGCCAUCGGGCAACGGUUCCCCACUGUGGAUCGCACCCGCGCAGCUGCUGCUGGGGCUGCUGGCGGUGACGGCUCUGUGGACGUGUUCUUCACCUCGGGGGACAUCGGUGACCCCAUCAUCUCCGCCAUCUCUGUGCUCGAGUGCCCAAAAGGAAUGUACAACCUCACAGCACCGAACAGCACCGCUGUGCUUGCUUCGCUGUACCACAUUGGGGCGGGAUUGACACCCAACUCGUUCUUCCUGGACGCCAUUGGCCGCUCGUGGCUGCCUGACACGCCGUACCUUGCCGCCCCUUCGCCGGCCAACACAAUGACUGUGGACAACGCUCCUGGGAUUUACAACUCGCUGUUCUCAAUGGAGAACGGAGACAACCCCAACAUGCCGCCAGAUGCCGUAUUCACUAAAUGGCGCACAACUGUGAACGGGCACGAGACGGAGCCGCAGGCGCGGUUCAAGGCGCACACGCUGCAGUACGUCUUCCCCGUGCCGCCCUCCACGCCCCUUGCUGUCUUCCUCGGCUUCCGAGACGGGCUGUUUGAUUUUCCGGGGGCGCGCUUCCUGCAAGUGUUCGUGGACGGUCAGCUGGCUGUGAAGCCCUUUGAUGCCUUUGCUCCGCCCGCCAACUAUUUGGCCAAGGAGCUUUACGUCACCAGCAACGCCUCUGGCUUUCUCACUAUCGAGAUUGCCAACGCCAAUUACACCGGCUUCACAUGGGACGCGUUUGUGAAUGCAGUGGAGGUGUUUCACAUGCUGCAGUGGGAGGAGGGGCGCGAGGCGGCGUUCAAGACCACUUUGCAGGCCGCACAGCAGCAGGCAGACCCCACUGUCGUCGUGCAGUCCGUCUGGCGGGGCAUCCUGCUGGGAGUGGUGUCAGCAGUCUUUGUGCUAGCUAUCGCCCUGGCAGUGCUGUUAGGCAUGAGAUGGCUCAAUGCGCGCAGAGCAGCAGCGGCAGCAGCUGAAGCCGAAAAGGAGAAGCUCCUGGGCGCCCGACCCAACAGCCGCUUCAACCGCCGAGCCAACGCCGCAGGCUCGGUGUCGUACAUGGGCAGCAGCUUUGGCGGAGGGAUGAACGGCAGCAGCGGAGGGGGCAGUGGGGGCGGCGGGGCAGGGAGCAAGGCGAUAUCAGCGUUUGGAGCACACUGCUUCACGUGGGAGGAGAUGAGGGAGGCCACUAACGACUUUGCACCCGCCAAUGUGAUCGGCAAGGGAGGGUUCGGACAGGUGUUCCGGGGGCAGUUGGAGAGUGGGCACAUGGUGGCGGUGAAGCGGCUGGACGUGGGGUCGGACCAGGGCGAGAAGGAGUUUGUCACCGAGGUCGAGCUGCUCACGCGCCUGCACCACCGCCACCUCGUGUCGCUCAUUGGCUUCUGUGAGGAGGACGACCAGCGCCUCAUGCUCGUCUAUGAAUACGUGCCCAAUGGCACGCUCAGGCAUGCACUGCAUGAUGCUGACAAGGCUCGGGAAAUGACCUGGAACCUUCGCCUCAGGGUGGCGUUGGGAGCAGCCAGAGGAAUCGAGUACCUGCACCGAGGCGCCCUGCCACCUGUCAUCCACCGCGACAUCAAGACGACCAACAUACUGCUGGACUAUCAGAUGAACGCCAAGGUGGCGGACUUUGGGCUGUCCCGCCUGGCACAGCAGGCUGUGAGCGGCACGCACCUGGACCUCAUCAGCACCAACGUCAAGGGCACCAUGGGCUACCUGGAUCCCAACUACUACACGAAGCAGCAGCUGACGGAGAAGAGUGACGUGUACAGCUUCGGGGUCAUCCUGCUGGAGCUCAUCUCCGGCAAGGCGUCACCGUGCAUAGAGGCGGGGAGGGUGGACGUGGUAGCAGCAAGGGACUUUCCUGUUGUUCACUCUUUUAAGAUGACCCAAGCGUCACCGCGCAUAGAGGCGGGGCGGGUGGACGUGGUAGCAGCAAGGGAGCUGCAGGCGGCGUCAGAGGCGGUGCUGCAGUCCAUGCAGGCCGUGGGGGAGCUGGCUCUCGCAUGCCUUGAGAUGCAGGCGCGCAACCGCCCCACCAUGUCGCAGGUUGUGCGGCAGCUAGAAGAAAUCCAGCUGGCGCUCGCAGAAGAAGACGAGGACGCCGUUCAGAUGCUGCCCCUCUCCACCGCCUCCACCUCAGCAGCAGCAGCAGCAGCCAACCUCGGGGCCUCCCUCACCGCAUCUGGCAUCCCUCCGCCUCUCCCUCUGCCCACGGUGGACGAGGAUGCCUCAGCAGACUUCUCCCACCCCAGUGCGGCCAGCAACAGCAACGUUUCGGCUUCCAACCGUGCCUCGCCGCGCAUUUCCCCUCGCAGUCCUGGCAAUGGGGUUGAUGCUGCCGGUUCUGGUAGCUUCACCUCCCCACGAGGCACCCACAAGCCAGAAGGGAGUGCUGGUGCUGCUGCUGCUGGUGGUGCUGGUUUUGGUGCUGGUGCGAUCAAGUCACCUCGUACUCUCAUCACCUCGCCUUACUCCCCUGCCCCGCUCAAUCGAACCUCCUCCCUCCCCUCACCUUCAUCUUCCCACCCCCCCGCCCUCUCCCCCAAAUCGGCACUCUCUCCCUCGUCCAAGCCUGCAGCCUGGGCCAAUCAGUGCUGGCCACGUGGCACAGGGAACAGGCCUGGCAGCAGCAGCAGCAGCAAGGGCAAGGAGAAGGGAGCUGGUGCUGCUGGGGAGAAUGGCAUGCAAGUGCAGGAGGGGGAGAGAAUGGAGGAAGUGGAGGUGGGGCAGGAGGGGGAGCAGGUGGAGAUUCAGAGCCCUAUAAUAGAGUCGGACCAGGCACCGCUCAAAUCGGCCAAGUACCUCUCCAGCGGCCCAUUGUUGUAG
Closterium sp. Naga37s-1 is the source of this 3967-nucleotide messenger RNA. NCBI's taxonomy places the organism in Eukaryota, Viridiplantae, Streptophyta, Zygnematophyceae, Desmidiales, Closteriaceae. The record is from the annotation of a GenBank genome assembly.